This is a messenger RNA of Manihot esculenta (cassava), 488 nucleotides long. RefSeq names its product VQ motif-containing protein 25. The transcript has a single exon. Lineage: Eukaryota; Viridiplantae; Streptophyta; Magnoliopsida; Malpighiales; Euphorbiaceae. Gene Ontology annotation, cellular component: nucleus. The coding region runs from base 21 to 488 and encodes 155 amino acids. The record is from RefSeq and is a predicted model, not a curated record.
UCUCUCUCUCUACAAUUACCAUGGAAGACACCAUAAUGAGGCCACACUCAUGUGACUCCACUGCAGCUGCUUCAAAGCUAGACAUGCACAGAGAUUCCCAUGUGAUUUCCAAGUUGAAGCCCAAGGUUCGCAUAAUUCACAUAUUUGCACCAGAGAUCAUCAAGACCGAUGUUGCAAAUUUUAGAGAGCUUGUACAGAGACUCACUGGCAAACCUGGUGAUGAUGAAAUAAACCCCAAAGUCAGCAGCAGCAGAAGCAGAAGCAGAAGCUGGAAGAAGAAACCAAGAAAGCUGAAAAAGAAAGAUGGGCUGCUGCUGCCUUCAAGUCUGAUGCAAGAGGAGAACCAUAAAGUAGAAGAAAAUGAGAAUGAUUUCCUUAAUGGGUUUGGAGAAUUUAAUGGCUUCAUAAAUGAUUUAAGCAGUAACUUUCCCUUGGCAACCGCACAGUCUUCUCACAUGGAUAUGUUUGGUGACAUGCAACUUGCUUAA